Messenger RNA from Topomyia yanbarensis, 1606 nucleotides. Its product is annotated as zinc finger protein 239-like. The transcript has 2 exons. The record is from RefSeq and is a predicted model, not a curated record. The coding region runs from base 217 to 1287 and encodes 356 amino acids. Lineage: Eukaryota; Metazoa; Arthropoda; Insecta; Diptera; Culicidae.
UUCAAACUUAUGAGCAAAAGUUAUUAAACAAAAUCUCCCACGAAAAAUUCAAAGCACUAAAAUUAAUUUGUAGUAAUUUGUAGUUUUAUUGUGUACGAAAAUCUGUUAGUUUACACUGUACAUCAAAUCAAGGAAAAGUAGUUUUGGUUAGAGUUAACAAUUAACAUUAGGAGCGAAAAUUUAGGAAUAUAAAUAAAGAUUAAGUGAUCACUUAAAAUGGAGCAUUCCGGAGAGUUAAAUGCACAGUGUACUGGAAAUAAUGAAGUGCCAGUCGAAAUUAAGCAGGAAGUUACAACAUUUUCCUACGAUUUGAAUCCGCUCGAUCUGAAACCAUUUCUCGAAGAUAACACAAAUGUCUCCGAAGAUCAUCCCAAGGAACUCGGAUUGCUAAAUACAUUGCCGGAAAACAUUGACAGUGCUUUUCAGAAUCCUUUUGCGGAGCCUCAGGAGGAACUGCAUGACGUAGAAAAACCAUAUGAAUGCAGCACUUGUAACAGAAGAUUUCAGAAACCCAACACCUUGGCAUUCCACAAACUGAAGCACACCAACGAGAAGCGGCAUGAGUGUGAAACGUGCAGUAGGAAGUUUUUCACCAGACACGAGCUAACAGUACACCUGCGAUGUCACACGGGCGAACGCCCUCAUGUGUGUGGAACGUGUGGCAAAGGUUUUACUCAGAAUUGUCAUCUAAUUUCGCACAUUCGCACACACACUGGAGAGCGACCGUACAAAUGCGACGUGUGUGACAAAGAGUUUAUGCUGAAAAAUCAUUUGAUUCAGCACAGCCGAUGCCACACUGGAGAAAGACCGCACAAAUGUGAUAUCUGUGGCAAAGAGUAUGGAAGAAUGAAUGAUCUGGCAAAGCACCGACGUGGCCACACCGGUGAAAAACCAUUCAGAUGUGACAUUUGCGGCAAGAAUUUCACUGGCAAUAACUAUUUGGCUAGGCACAAGCGCACUCACACCGGCGAAAAACCUUACCGGUGCGAUCUGUGUGACAAAGAAUUUCUGACCCUGCGUCAGUUGACGUGCCACAGGAUUCGCCAUACCGGCAACAGGCAGUUUCGAUGCGACAUAUGUGAUAAAGAUUUUUUCACCGCCCACGAGCUGACGUUGCACAUGCGUUGUCACACUGGCGAGCGGCCACAUAUCUGCGAAGUUUGUGGCAAAACGUUCGCCCAGGGCAGUCACCUGCGAGUUCAUCGUCGAACGCACGAGCGCCGAAUAACGGUACUGCCAGUGCCAGCAGCAAUAGCAAGGAGCGCCACUGUAACCGAUAUCGAGUAAAUAAAGCGUUCUUUGAGACAACAAUUUUCAACAAAAGAUAAAAUGACCGAACAUUCCGAACAGUGUAGCGAGGAGACGGGCUGUAACUAUACGAUUUUUUUCGACUAAAUCAAAUGUUAAAUGUAUUUCCUCGACGUUUCAAUCAAUUGAUUAGGCCAAUUUUCGUCAGAAGUAGAUUCAUUAACUAGUAUAUUUUGGUAUCAGAAGACCGAUUUCGUGUAACUUCAAAUCAAGUGUCGCCCUUUCUAAUAUGCAGUAUCAUUUUAGUACAGAAUUUAUAAAAUUUUCCAAGAAACAGUCAACUAUUCUGGCUCGUGGA